Molecule: messenger RNA, 1359 nt
Organism: Talaromyces marneffei
Lineage: Eukaryota; Fungi; Ascomycota; Eurotiomycetes; Eurotiales; Trichocomaceae
Exons: 3
Coding region: 1-1359 (452 amino acids)
Biological process (GO): entrainment of circadian clock by photoperiod; circadian regulation of gene expression
Cellular component (GO): nucleus; cytoplasm
Molecular function (GO): FAD binding; DNA binding
Source: RefSeq, a predicted model, not a curated record
AUGGGAUCGUCAAAUGCCCUGAAAGGCAAAAAUACAAACCCAAGAAGAAAACGCCUUAUCCCGCGCAAACGCGGCCUCUUACCUGUCUCAACCUCAACCUCAGCCUCAACUUCAACAUCAGCCUCAAAUCCGACGUCAUCUAUAUCGACAAGAACAAAAGCCCACAAAACAAUAAAUCCAAGCGCCGUCCCAGCAAUCAUCCAACUUCAGAGACCGGUCUUCUCAUCUUUGAGAGUGUCAACUGCAGGAGAUGAGGGCAAGAGAGACGAGGAGUGCGGCAGAAGUCGAUACACCACCGGCUUAGAUGAUGAAGAUAUUAAUAUUAACAAAGUAAUCCGCAUCGAAUUCGAUUCUUCGCAAGCUCCUCAGCCCUUUUUAGAGCCGGAGCUGCUACAAAGAAUCAUUGAAUGGAGGCGCCAGAAGAAGCAGAAAGACGAUGAAGAUGAAAAAGACGAGAUAAGGGAUAUUCUAGCAGAAUCGAAUACACAGCGAGAAGUUCACAGAAGAGCAGCACAGACUGACUACGGUAGUAUGGCGAUUAGAGAUCGAAUGAAUGUCAGGAAAAGGAGGAAUGAUCAUAUCUGGUUUGCGAUCAUUCUCUUUGCCAGUGCUUCGCUCAACUACCUCGCUGUCUACGGAGGCAUCAUCAAUUCUAUCAUCUCAUCUCACGACCUACUACACCACACAGAUGGCACAAAGCGAAAAUCACAAAAUGGCGCAUCUUCUUCAACCGUCAAACAGACCAAUUCCUCUCAAUCAAAUGGAUCAAGACAAAACACUGACAUCAACACCCCUCAUCCCGGCGCCCAACAAGCCGAAGAUUUCGGUAUUGUCCUCCGCGAAUUCUACCCCCCAGAAAUGAGCAACGCGCGCUGCGAAGCAUACAACAACGGCACUCUGGAACGGCCCAUAGACACACUCAACAGAGCCUACGCAGAGACCGACCAGACCCGGAAAGACAUCAAGCCGCGCAACGCGGUUUUGCAUUGGUUCAAGGGUGAUUUGCGACUCAAGGACAACCGAGCGCUAACGAUGGCGUCUGAGUUGGCUGCAAAGAACAAUAUAGUCCGUUGUCCAGCCCGCGUGGAUUUUACGCUUCGCAAUUUGAAGGUGCUCCAACAAAAGCUGGAUAACCUUGAUAUCCCGCUGUAUAUGGAGACGCAAGAACAGCGCCGAAAUGUGCCCGGACGAAUUGCGGAGUUGUGUGAACGGUGGGGCGCUAGUCAUCUCUUUGCCAAUAUCGAGUAUGAAGUCGAUGAACUGAGAAGAAAGGCGAAGCUUGUGCGGUUGUUUGCUGAUAAAGGCGUUGCGUUUGAAACUAGGUGGUUGAACAUGCGAAGAGCAGGGAUAGGGCGCUGA